Messenger RNA from Cygnus atratus (black swan), 1656 nucleotides. It is a transcript of the gene ALG11, whose product is annotated as ALG11 alpha-1,2-mannosyltransferase. Gene Ontology annotation, cellular component: endoplasmic reticulum membrane. NCBI's taxonomy places the organism in Eukaryota, Metazoa, Chordata, Aves, Anseriformes, Anatidae. Gene Ontology annotation, molecular function: GDP-Man:Man(3)GlcNAc(2)-PP-Dol alpha-1,2-mannosyltransferase activity. The record is from RefSeq and is a predicted model, not a curated record. Gene Ontology annotation, biological process: protein N-linked glycosylation.
CAACGCCCGCUUGGCCCCGCCCCCCGGGCUGUCUCCUCUUCCGUCAGGACGCCACAAGAUGGUGGCGGGCGGGACGGGCAGGUUGCUGUGCUCGCUGCUGGUCCCGGCGUUGUUUCUCAGCGGAGCUCUGUGCCUCUGCGUGGCGGUGCUGCUGUGGGCAGCGCGGCUCUGGCUGCAGGCGAGGAAGCAGCGGCUCAGCCCGGCAGGGAGGGACGGGCAGCGGCCCGUGCUGGUGGCGUUUUUUCACCCGUAUUGCAACGCAGGGGGCGGAGGGGAGAGGGUCUUGUGGUGUGCCAUAAGGACACUCCAGAAAAAGUACAAAAAUGUAACGUGUGUUGUUUACACUGGUGACAGGGAUGCCACUGGAGAAGAAAUAGUAGAAGGUGCUUUCAGAAGGUUCAAUAUUAAAUUAACUCAUCCUGUGAAGUUUGUGUUUCUAAAAAAACGCUAUCUCGUGGAAGCUUCUCUUUAUCCUCACUUCACUUUGCUGGGACAAAGCUUAGGCUCUGUGUUCCUUGGCUGGGAAGCUCUUCUGAAGUGUGUUCCUGACAUUUAUAUUGACUCGAUGGGUUACGCCUUCACGCUCCCCCUCUUUAAAUAUUUAGGAGGUUGUCGCGUUGGAUGUUACGUCCACUAUCCCACCAUCAGCACCGAUAUGCUGUCUGUGGUCAGGAAUCAGGACACCAGGUUUAACAACGCAGCCUUCAUUACAAACAAUCCGCUCUUCAGCAAAUUCAAACUCGUCUACUACUACUUGUUUGCGUUCUUGUAUGGAUUGGUUGGUUCUUGCAGCGACGUGGUUAUGGUUAAUUCUUCGUGGACGCUCAACCACAUCCUUUCCAUCUGGAGAACUGGGGCUUGCACUAGCGUGGUGUAUCCGCCGUGUGACGUUCAAACUUUCCUGGAUAUUCCACUGGAAGAGGAAAAGAGCACCGCUGAAUGUUCGAUUGUUUCCGUCAGCCAGUUCAGGCCUGAGAAAGAUCAUCCUUUGCAAAUCAGAGCCUUUGCUAAGCUGCUGAAAGAGAAGAGACUGGGGCAGCAGCCAUCACUGAAGCUUAUUUUAAUUGGAGGCUGCCGUAACCAGCAAGAUGAAGAGCGUGUAAAUAACCUGAAACGUCUUUGUGAAGAGCUGGGAGUUAGUGACAGCGUGAUGUUCAGAAUAAACAUUCCCUUCGAGGAGUUAAAGAAACACCUGGCCGAGGCCACCAUCGGCCUGCACACGAUGUGGAACGAGCACUUUGGGAUCGGAGUGGUUGAAUGUAUGGCAGCUGGCACAGUUAUCCUGGCUCACAAUUCUGGAGGCCCCAAACUGGAUAUUGUGGUACCCUACGAAGGACAUAUUACAGGCUUCCUAGCAGAAAACGAGGACAAUUAUGCUGAGAAAAUGGCUUAUAUCCUUUCUUUGUCUCCUGAAAAAAGGUUAGAGAUCAGAGAAAAUGCUCGCCGGUCUGUGUACAGGUUUGCUGACCAGCAUUUUGAAGAGACAUUCCUAUUAUCUGUGGAGCCAUUAUUUAAAUAAAUGUAUGUGAAUAAAAAUGCAUAUGAGUAAAAUUAUCUUUUUAUAUUUGACCAGGUACGACCUGUAAAUGUAAAUAUAUGUAAUUUAUGAUCUCUGGGUCCCGUUCAAUAAAGAGACUUUUUUUUUCUUUCUGUCAG